This is a messenger RNA of Sesamum indicum (sesame), 625 nucleotides long. NCBI's taxonomy places the organism in Eukaryota, Viridiplantae, Streptophyta, Magnoliopsida, Lamiales, Pedaliaceae. The record is from RefSeq and is a predicted model, not a curated record.
AUGCAAAGUUUGCGGGGAGUUAUUUUGAGUUACAUGAGAAUUGAGGUCCCUGUGAAAGGGUGUUUAAUUCCAGAAUAUCUUGAUCGAACGCAAAGGCAUAUGCAAAUGCUGUGUACCUGUAGCACGGCUGCAAGUGUCAACCAGGAUCAGGUGCUGGAUCGAGUGAUUAGACUGGUGAAGAAAUUUGACAAGAUUGAUGCUGCUAAGGUUACAGAAAAAGCUGAUUUCCAGAAGGACUUGAGCCUCGACAGCCUGGACAGAGUGGAACUUGUCAUGGCUUUUGAGGAAGAAUUCUCUGUGGAGAUACCUGAUGCAGAAGCUGAUAAGCUUAAAUGCUGUGCUGAUGUUGCUAAAUAUAUCCUCUCUAGUUCCAGUGAGAAAGUUUCUGAGAGUUCUUAACUGUAUUUUAGAGUUAGAAAGUGAUACAGUUACUUGUAGUACAAUUCCACUACUGUAACAAUCCUUUCCAAUGGUUAUGGUUUAACUGGAUGGUGUUUUUAUGCUAUCUUUCGUCUUAUUCGACGGAUUCUUUACCCCGUAGGCUUUUCUGGGCAUGAAUGGACUGAAUAAAUUUCAUUUUCACUUGAUAUUAUAUGUAUUUAUAUGAAGAAGUUCCAUUAGUUUA